This is a messenger RNA of Labeo rohita (rohu), 5346 nucleotides long. RefSeq names its product dematin-like. The transcript is spliced from 17 exons. Gene Ontology annotation, molecular function: actin filament binding. Gene Ontology annotation, cellular component: actin cytoskeleton; plasma membrane. Gene Ontology annotation, biological process: actin filament bundle assembly; cytoskeleton organization; lamellipodium assembly. The record is from RefSeq and is a predicted model, not a curated record. Lineage: Eukaryota; Metazoa; Chordata; Actinopteri; Cypriniformes; Cyprinidae. The coding region runs from base 183 to 1415 and encodes 410 amino acids.
UUGUUCUUGUGGAAUUAAACGGGAGGAUUAUAUCGCCGGGAGGAGUGCGGGUGGAGGCUGUGUAUUUUGGGAUCAUAUUUGCUGGAUAGGAAUGGUGUGGGGCGAGGAGGCCCUGUAAAUGUGUGUCAUGAAGCUUCUCACCGCCUGAGUGACCCCAUAAAGGGAGCUCUUUCUCAUUCAAAAUGAUGAUGCAUAAGCAAUCGGCCCGUACCUCCCCGGGCAGCGUUUGUUCUCUGCGUGGAGGAGGUGUUCCUGGAUCCCCAGCGGUCACUAUAGUGACCAAAAUGGACAAUCAAGUGAUUGGGUAUAAGGAUCUAGCAGCUAUACCUAAAGACAAGGCCAUUCUGGAUAUAGAGAGACCUGACCUGAUGAUGUAUGAGCCCCACUUCAGCUAUUCACCAAUGGAGAGGUCAUUAUCUCCUCGUUCAAUCUCCCCUCCUCCAUCUCCAGAGAACAGUCUAUCAAAGGAUGUCUAUCAGAGGGACUGGUCAGAGCCCAAAUCAUCAGGCAGCUCAUCUCCAGCCUCCACACAGCUGAGUAAAAGCAUCACUGUCAGCACAAAAAUCUCACACCAGCAACAGCACUUUCACAGGCCAGACAAUGGAACCAACAUAUACAAGAAGCCGCCUAUAUAUAAACAAGAUGUCUCAGCAGCCGUUCCACACAGUAAACACAUCGAGGAUUUAAUCAUCGAGUCCUCAAAAUUUCCUGCCGCACAGCCUCCAGACCCCAACCAGCCCUCUAAGAUAGAGACGGACUACUGGCCCUGUCCACCCUCACUAGCUGUUAUAGAAAAAGAGCGGAAGAAGAGUGUGUCGUCCAAGAUGGCUGAGGGAGAGGAGGCUGAGGAGGAUGAUAAAUAUGAUGACAGUGAUCUGUCUGAUGACAUGUGGAGACUUCGGCAAAUGCAGAAACAAGAGCUCAACAAGAUUCAAUCCAAUCUAGGAAAACUGAUACUAAAGGAGGAGAUUGAGAGUGCGGCCCCUGUCCGAAGGAAAACACGGUCUCUGCCUGACAGGACGCACAUGCAUAUGGGUACAUUUCAGUCCUCCAAAUCCCCUUCAUUUCCUUCCUACACUAAAACUGGCCUGACUAGGCUCCAGUCUGCAGAGUUCUCAUCAAACAGUGAUAAAGGGAGUCAAAGUAAAGUGCCAAAUGGAGAUGCCCAAAGCAGAAGGAUAGACAGGGGGAAUUCACUCCCUAGUAUGCUGGAACAAAAGAUUUACCCAUAUGAGAUGCUCGUUGUGACUCACAGAGGCAGAAACAAACUCCCUCCUGGAGUAGACAGGACAAGACUGGAGAGGCACCUGUCGCCUGAGGAAUUCCAGAAUGUCUUUGGAAUGUCCAUAGAGGAAUUUGACCAGCUCUCCCUUUGGAAGCGGAACAACCUGAAAAAGAAAGUCUCUCUCUUCUAGUAGUCAAAGAAAUACGUUCUUUUACAAACACUGUCACGCGUCUGCACUUCCGCUUGUGAAAACAGUACAGGCGAUACAAAAGUUAAGGAAAGAUGAGGAAUGUAAUAUGAGGAAUGUGAUUUUGGAGCCAGCAAAAAAAUCAGUUAUCCUUAUUGUUGGAUAAGCCCCAUAUCUGAUUGCAGCUAACAAUCAUAUCCGAGUCUGUGGUGUUGUCUCUUUUUCUAGUUGCAGCUACUAUGUCAGGACUUCACUGAGGUUACCAAGACCUCUACUGUGUGUGCUUAGCAAAGCUAUAAUGAUAUACACAGAUAUGAAUGCUACGUAUACACAUGAAGCAGACAUGAAUCGCACCAGUUAUUUGAACAGACCAAUUCCCUGCAAAAAAAAAAAAAUCAGGACCAACAGGAACCUGUGAGUUUAAGUCACUGCCACACUUUUCAGCCUUUAUGUGCUAAGCAUGAAUUAACAAACCUUUAGAAUAUGGGUCAAUGACAUUUGUUGUCCAGAUUUAUUUAUUUGUGUAAAAUAUUAUUUAAAAAUGCAAUUUUUACAUACUAGGGCUGGGUAACAAAAUAUAGAUUCCUCGAUUUUAAUCGAUUCUCGUUUUUAGGAAACCAUAUCUAUUCUUAAACUGAAGUGCAUUGAAACAUGAAGCGUUAUUCUAUGUGUUGACGGAAUUUCAACUGAAGCGGGAAGCGUGCCAUUCACCGUACAGAAAAUACUAAUUUUGUGAACGAGUGACCGAUUUUAGCUGCAGCAGUGUCUAUUUAUAGUGUAGGGGGCGGGACGCUUCGGAUUCUAGAGAGCAUUUGGUUGGACAGAAAGUUUGAUGAGAAGUGGAAGUGCAGGGUGAUGUCAUCAAAAUUGUUGAUCAUAUUGGCGGAGGUCAAGAGACUGUAAGUUUUGAAUGCUUAUAUCUUCAAAAUGCUAAUUUUGUCAUUGUUUUGAAGCACUGUAGCUUAUAGAUAAACUUCAAGCUAACAUUUUCAGACUAAAAGCCAAAAAAAAAUCAAUUUUGAUUUCAUGGGGGCUUUAAAUCACAAGAAUCGAUUAGUCUGGCCUGUUUUCAGUAAUGAAUGGAGUAUUGUAGAACUCUUUCCAUCCAAUAGAUUGCAAUAAGCUUGGUGCUUUGUUCAUUUUUUGAUAUGAAACAUGGUUUCAGAUUUCAAAUUCUGUCCAUAACAGUAUUCAAACAAUAAAUGCUGUUUUGGCGCUGUUUAAUGUGGAGUGACAGAUCGCUGUAGUGCCUCAUUGAAAUGUCUUAAAGGGACUUUGGAAAACAUAUUCGGUGAGCAUAAACUCAUUAGUCAGCUAAAAAAUGAACUCCAGAGAGGAGAAUUCGAUAAAUAUAUGCAACAUAUAACAUAAUCAAGAUAAUUUUUACUGUUCGUCAAUGUUUAAUUUGUGUUUGAAUUAAUCCGCCAUGUUUUUAUGAUUUAGCCAGUAUUUAAAUGUUGAUAUUUCAAAAAAACGAAUUGUAGAAAUAUAAUUAGGCUAUGUAAUAGUAACUUCAUUUAGCAGUUGUAUACAAAUCAGUUACAUUUAAGCUUCAUUAUUAUAGUAAUGUAGUAUAUUUUAUAGCAUUAGUUAAGAUAUUUUUUUCCCCCCCAAGAAAAUUGGGCAUGUACUACUAUACCUGAUUUAUAUCCAGAAUAAAUUAAUAAUAUAUCAAAUUGAAUCAAAUCGCAAGCUUGUGAAUCAGAGAUAAAUCAUAUCGUGAAAUCUGUGUCAAAACCCAGCUCUAAUACAUACAAAGACUUAAAUACACCUCUUCUAAAAUGAGCAUGAAAUUAUAUUUUUGAAUUAAAAUGCAGAAUUAAAUUCCUAAAAAAUGUCAGUGACACAACUGUUCUGAUGUAAAGAAGAAAACAGAUUUUUUUUUGUACGACAGCAAGGUUAGUAAAAUGCCAUGUGGUGCGACUGUAAAAUCUUCAUUAUAAUUCUGAAUGAUAAUUCAUGAAAUGUCUUUUAUUAAUUAAUGAUAUUUGGAUAUUUCUAACAAAUAUACAUAAAAAUAUAAAGCAUCAACAUUUUUAAAAGCCAUAUGAAACCAGCAUACAUCAAUACAAAGAAUACAAAUUGGCAUGUGCUUUAAACUAGUUUUUUUUUAAAAUUAUUAUUCUUUAUGGUGGACAGUCUUAUUUGUCAUUGACCCAUAUUUGUAAAAGCAGCUCAGUAUUUGAAUUAAGCAAAUCAGCUAAUGCUGAUAGUUUAGAAUCAAGUACAGUUUAUACUAGAGACUCAAGACGCACAUGUUGCACACCCUCAUUCCUUACACCCUAACACCAAUAUUAGCCACGCAAAUACCAGCGGUACAAUAUACAGGUACAGCAACAAUUCCCACGGCAGCAGCUGAUGAUUCCAAGCGCGAGAUUGCUGUUCCAAAGAAAGCUACUGUACAUUAGUGAGAGUUUACUGAAUAUUGGAUAUGAGAAGUAUGAAUCCUGCAUGGCAAAUGUAUCCUGCUUUUCUUCAGUGAUGAUGGAUUGUGAAUCGUGGGUGUGAUCAAUACGUCUCCUCUUCCGCAGGAUGUAUUGAUUGAACAGUGUCACUCGCUCCCUCUAUCCUAUCGUCUUUUUCUCUCCCUCCUUCCUAUUUUGCUGCUAUUGCCUUUUAAAGCACCUUUACUGUUUUGGUUCUAUCCUCUUUUGUUCUUGACGGGUGGAAAUGUUUUUUAUAGUGUUCCUGUUUUAUAGGAUAAGGAUAGGUUAGGAUAUAAAGGGAUUUUAGAUGUAUGCACCUGAUGGUUGCUGUUAGCCUGAUGGAUUGAUUUUGCAACCCUGGUUUUUGCUUUCUGUGGAUUUACAAAUACAGGGUUGAGCAGAAUUCAGAGUUUAACUGGCUCUUUUUCAAUUCAUUAAUGAAUUUUUGUUAAUUGCUUUGGUCACGACCCACAGGAUAUUGAAUUGGAAAGACAGGAGGAUGAAUAUACUGAACGGCAAAAAAAAAAAGACAUUCACACAGUGGUGAUGUUUCAAAGGUCCACAUUUUGCAACAAAUUUUGUUAAUUAACUAUAUUAAUUAUAAUUAAUAUUAUUUAAAAAAUAAUUACAAUUAUACAUUAUAUAUUAAAUAAAUAAAUGAAUAAUUAAAUCAAUAUUGUUAUGAAAUUAUGAUAUAGAAUGUAAAACUGGUAUUUCAUUUAAAUUCCCUGUUUUAAAAUUCUUUUUGGAAUGGCACACAACCCUAAAGUUUAUAUAUUCUACUCAAUAUUAAAUAUUAAUUUCUUUGCUUUUAUUGCUCCAGUGACCAAAUGAAGUGUUUGGAUGAAGUGCAUGCUUUGUAUCCAGGGUUUGUACCUAACAAAAUCGAACAGAAAUGUCAUAAGAACAAAACAAUCACUAAAAAGCAACAUAUAUAUCAACUUGAGAAUGUACAGUAGAAGUACAGAAAUAGACAUUCCACGUUCAUUUUUGUAGAAGCACUGCUCAAAAGGAUAUAUGUGGAGAGAAAUGCAUAUUAACACAAUCUGACACCUGAUUCACACUUGUGCCGUUUAAAAUGUUUUCUUGUGUGACUGAAGGGGCACAAAUUCAUCACAAUACUCAAUAAUCAUGAAAUUAUGCUACUUAUCAAUCUUUUUUUUUUUUCUGUGGCAGCUUAAAGUUGUGUUUUUAUGGUCUGAAAAUAUUUGUGGCUUCAGAAGUCAGGACUUCUUUAUGAAAUAAAUUUUUUUGCUAGGAAAUAUUUUGCAGUACGGCACUCAUUACAUCCUAAAGCACUUGAUUCACUCUUACACACCUAAAGGGAUGAAUGUUUUCACAAAAUAUGCUCUUUUAACCCACAUGUACAUGCAUCUGAUAAAAAAUGUUCCAAAUAUUAACAUUUAUUCAUUUUUCUCUACUUAAUGAAUAGUGCUUUUCUUCGUUUUUUUUUUUUUUUGUGAACGUGUGAUGAAUGGGGAAAAAAUAAAAUGGAUUUAUUAAAGUGA